This is a messenger RNA of Aspergillus uvarum CBS 121591, 904 nucleotides long. Its product is annotated as V-type proton ATPase 16 kDa proteolipid subunit. The record is from RefSeq and is a predicted model, not a curated record. Gene Ontology annotation, biological process: proton transmembrane transport. Gene Ontology annotation, molecular function: proton-transporting ATPase activity, rotational mechanism. The coding region runs from base 69 to 560 and encodes 163 amino acids. The transcript has 6 exons. NCBI's taxonomy places the organism in Eukaryota, Fungi, Ascomycota, Eurotiomycetes, Eurotiales, Aspergillaceae. Gene Ontology annotation, cellular component: proton-transporting V-type ATPase, V0 domain.
CCCAAAUUCUAGCAAGCCUGAAGUAAAUAUAGCUUGACUGCCUGUUCCUGGUUACCAGAUUAUUCAUAAUGCCAUCAGAACUUUGCCCUACCUAUGCACCGUUCUUCGGAGCCCUAGGAUGCACCAGUGCCAUUGUCUUCACUGCCUGUGGGGCAGCCUACGGGACGGCGAAGGCUGGCGUCGGCGUUUGCUCCUCGGGAGUCCUCCGUCCGGACUUGAUAGUCAAGAACAUCGUGCCCGUCGUCAUGGCCGGUAUUCUCGGGAUCUACGGCUUGGUGGUUUCGGUCCUGAUCGCCAACAACCUCUCUCAAGAAGUGGCUUUCUACACCAGUCUUCUCCAGAUGGGUGCUGGUCUCGCGGUUGGGCUGUGUGGAUUAGCUGCAGGCUUUGCGAUUGGAAUUGUCGGCGACGCGGGCGUGAGAGGCACAGCUCAGCAGCCGCGGCUUUAUGUCGGCAUGAUUCUUAUUCUGAUCUUUGCUGAAGUCCUAGGCCUGUAUGGUUUGAUUGUCGCUCUUCUGAUGAACUCCCGAGCGAGCGUUACGGAGUCCAAAUGCAGCUGAAUGACCUUUCCCUUCCUUGUGAUCAAAGGGGAAGAAGAAUUCGAGUAAUGGGAAACAGCAAACCUGACCACGAACAAAUCCACCUGUCGCUUUGCCCCUACUUAUUUCGGUCCCUUUACAAUGAAUCAUCUUCGGUACUCCAGCACGACCGAAGGAUAAAGUUUGGCAUACUGAUGUAAGGUCUUGGCGACUCUGUAAGCGAGAGAAGGCGUCUAAGCUACGAAUUAGGCUCCAGCUUGUAGGCUGGUUGUGUUCGAACUGGUAGAUAAGAGCCUUGACAAGUGGAUACUCGAGUAAGCCAACUCCAAAGAAUCUCGGGGUGGGGAAAGUGAACAUCUCGGCAU